GCUGCUGGAGCAGCAGCAAAGAGAGACGCAGCAGCAAAUUGAAAUGCUGCUUGCUGCUGAAGCAGCAGCAAAAGCCCACAUAAAGACAGCUGCAGCUGAGGCGGCAGAAGCAGAAGCGGAAGCGCUGCAGCAGCAGCUGCAGUUCGAGCAGCAGCAGCAGGAAAGUGAAGGAGAGGCGCAACAGCUACGGGAUCGGCUUGAGGCUCUUUUGGGGGAGAGCGAAAAGCUGCAGCAGCAACAGCAAGAUGAUCUGCUGCAGCAGCUUUCGCGGCGUCAGAAGGAACUGCAGCAGCAGCAGCACGAGGCGCAGCAGCAGCGGCUGUCGCUAUGCGGGGAGCAGCAGCAGCUGGAGCUGCUGCUGCCGGUGCUGCAGCAGGAGAAGCAGCUGUCUGUACAGUCCAGGGACUUCAAAACAGCAGCAGCACUUGCCGAAAAGAUACAAGGUUUGCUGGAUUUGGAGUCUGAGCAUUUGCAAAUGUCUCUUUUUGUAAAAGACACAAAAAGAAAACUUUCCAAAACAAAGGCUGCUUCGCUGCUGCUGCUGCUGCAGCAGCUGCAGCAGCUUGCAGCUGCCUGCCCCUCCGACAGAGACCAA
This is a messenger RNA of Eimeria tenella, 595 nucleotides long. RefSeq lists its product as uncharacterized. The record is from RefSeq and is a predicted model, not a curated record. The transcript has 5 exons. The annotation marks the transcript as partial. Lineage: Eukaryota; Apicomplexa; Conoidasida; Eucoccidiorida; Eimeriidae.